This is a messenger RNA of Dovyalis caffra, 924 nucleotides long. The record is from the annotation of a GenBank genome assembly. NCBI's taxonomy places the organism in Eukaryota, Viridiplantae, Streptophyta, Magnoliopsida, Malpighiales, Salicaceae.
AUGAUGACCACGUUAACGCCAACCACCAUGCACAACCUCAUGAUCCCCACCACUACCACCGCCGCUAAACCCACCGUAGCCUUCACCACUCCGCCAAACUACGCUACCAGGCUUUCCCACCUAUUAACUCUCAAAUCCUUCACUCCCUUAUGGUGCCCCACCAUAAUCACCGAACCCACCCCACAAACUCUCUCCUCUCUUGCCCUGCAUCUCUCCCCUCACUCCAUCUCUCUCCUCUCCGCCAUUGCUUUUCCUUCCCGCACCGCCAUCACCGCAUUCUCAACCGCUUCUCUCUCGCUCCCAACCCCUCUCUUACCACCUCACGAAGACACAUUUAUCAUAGCGGCACUUGGCAAAGAUGUGGAACUGAUAGACACAACUUUCUUGCUUAAUUUUUGUGGUGGUGAUAUUAGUAGAGUAAAAGUUAUAGCUCCUACAAUAGCAACACCUAGCUGGCUCGUCCAGUUGCUUGGAACUGGACGCGGCCGGAAGUUGUUGUGUCCAGUCCCACGAGUUGUGGGACUAGAAGAGCCUCCAGUUGUUCCGGAUUUUCUCCGGGAACUGGAGGCUGCGGAAUGGGUCCCAAUUAGAGUUGAUGCGUAUGAGACACGGUGGUUGGGGCCUAUCUGUGGGAAGGGAAUUGUGGAGAGGAGUGAGGAGGGAUUGUUGGAUGCUAUGGUGUUUACCAGUAGUGGAGAAGUGGAGGGAUUAUUGAAGAGUUUGAGAGAGUUUGGGUGGGAGUGGGAGAUGGUGCGGAGGAGGUGGCCUAAUUUGGUGGUGGCAGCACAUGGGCCGGUGACAGCGGCAGGGGCUGAGAGGUUGGGAGUAAAUGUUGAUGUUGUGAGUGGAAGGUUUGAUAGUUUUCAAGGUGUUGUGGAUGCUGUUGAUGCCAAGUUGAGAGGUUUGGGUUCUACCUGUAUGUGA